GUCACACUACGUUAGAUAUUAACCCAGAUUCAUCCGAUUAUCCUUAGGCUUUCACACAUUUUUCGUAUUUAAAACCUUGGUUUGAAGUGUAAUACAAACUAGGACCCCCUAGAGUUAUUUAUGUUCUUAAAGAAUACCCAAAACAUUGCUAUAUAACCAUAAAUUGCAAAGUGGGGACGUAACAAACUCAUCACAGUGUUAAUUUCAUCUUGGGCAUCACCACAUUAUAAACAUAGAAGAUGACUGAAAGUUGUAAAUCUUCAAACAGAUCGUCAUCAACAUCAUCCCCGACUGAAUCGCCGGUCUUAUCAGCUAUAACCACCACCGAAGAAGAGUAUGAUGAUGAAAAGAAAUUAAAGCUGGAAGAAGAUCGUAAACCAUCAUUCAAUUACAAUUUGGAGAUUUUUAACUUGUGUAAGGAGUAUCUUAAUACCAAAAACCAUCAUGGAUUAGCCUUGAUUGCUAGGCAAAAGGGAAUACCGCCUUUCCUUAGGUUCAAGGUAUGGCCAAUUUUAUUAAAGUAUCAUCCAUUUGUAUUAAACCCUUUCAUCCAACCAGAUACUGAUAUUAUCAAAGAACCGACUGAGCUGGGCUCCCAUUCUGCUUCUGCGCCGGCAUUAUCUUCAGAUACAAAUGACGCCAUAAAACAUCAAGUGAGACGUGAUUUGGCCAAAUAUAUUCAAAGAUUGAAGUAUUCCAAUACUAAAUAUACGGUAUCUGAAUUGGAGCAUGAAAUACUAUCUACUUUAGAACAUUCAAUUAUAAAAUUCAGUCGAAAAUGGGGGAAAAUUAUCAAAUAUGAUGAAGCCUUAACCUGGAUAGCUCUUAACUUAGCUGAAUGGUUCCCUCCAAUUCCAAAAACUCCGUGGGUAUUAAUGGGAAGAGAUCAUUCUUCCCCAAACCAUUUAUUGACAGUUAACUUAUUAGACGAUUAUUCAAAUUAUAUAGACAAUAUUCCUGAGUUGAGAGAAUAUCUUGAGGAAUUAAUUUACAAGGAUGAGAGAAUCUCCCAUAUGUCAUUCCAUGAAGUUUACGAACGGUUGGUUUUAGUAUUAUUACAUUGUCCUGAACCUGCUUCCAAGAAGAAGCGCGGACAAGAACUUGCAAUGUUAAAAAAGAGCCAGUCAAACAAAGAACGAAAACACGACCAUAGUGACGAAGAUAAUUCUGAUCAGCCAAAGUUAAAUAAGACAACUUUGCCAAUUACUGGUGGGACAAUUGAAGAGCGAGUUUCGUAUUUCAUUUAUUGUUUACGAAAGUUGUUACCCGAAUUAUCGCAAUUUUUCCAAGAAGAGCAAGUGUUGACGAAAUUUGGCACAUCAGAUGAUGAAUGGAUUAUUUGGUGGCUUAAAUUUUGUGGGUCCAAAGUUUGGUCCAGAUAUGACCGGGGUAGAAUCUGGGAUUUACUUUUAGGAUGGAGAUUACAGAAUCCAAAAAAGGACUUCAAUUAUUAUUAUGAAAAAUUGAAUUAUCCAAAUAGAAACACUUUGGAGAAAUUAGGCCCCGAUAUUUUCUGGUCCUUGACCAAUGAAGAGGAAACUGAUUUCAAAGAACAAGAAGAUGAAGAGAAAACUGUGCUUAGACAAAAUUCAUUCCGAAAUUUAAUUGAAGAAUUGACUUUAUCGCAAACGGUUGUUACUAAAGCGGCUGGUUCUCCUGAUUCUACGCAUAAAACCACUUCAUCAUCAGCUUCAUCUGUCGCGCCAUCCCUUUCAAUUCCAUUUUCCAAACUUGACCCCCACAUCUCGUUGAUUUUCAUUUCAUUGGCAUUAUUAAAAUCGAGAGAAAAUAGUUUGGUUGAAUUGGAUCAACAUGAAAUAAGACAAUUUUUAUCUCGUUUGCCAUCAAAGGCAUACAAGUAUAAGCUGAAGAAGAAGAAUGGACAGCAGCAGGGUAAUUCUACCUCUUCAUCUUCAUCCAAUUCCCCAGUGGCAUACCCUAUUCAUGAUGACCGUAAUGAUAUAUCUAGCAGUAUAAUGAUUCUGAAUGACUCUGCAGAGAACCAUAAGGUUAAUUAUAUCGAUAAUAUAAUUCAGGAAGCUGGCGAAUUAUGGAGAAAAUGGCUAUGGGUAGAGAUGAUUGAUGAUAAUUGAACGUUCGUAAUGUAUAGUUUUGCAGUUUUUGUAAAUACAAUUUAUAUUUUUUUUUUUGCUUCUUUUGCAGCGAUGGCUUACUUUUGAUGCAGGAAAAAAAGUUUAGAGAUGGAUU
Messenger RNA from Spathaspora passalidarum NRRL Y-27907, 2208 nucleotides. RefSeq lists its product as uncharacterized. Bases 240 to 2093 code for a protein of 617 amino acids. NCBI's taxonomy places the organism in Eukaryota, Fungi, Ascomycota, Pichiomycetes, Serinales, Debaryomycetaceae. The transcript has 3 exons. The record is from RefSeq and is a predicted model, not a curated record.